Messenger RNA from Solenopsis invicta (red fire ant), 2598 nucleotides. RefSeq lists its product as uncharacterized. NCBI's taxonomy places the organism in Eukaryota, Metazoa, Arthropoda, Insecta, Hymenoptera, Formicidae. The record is from RefSeq and is a predicted model, not a curated record. Gene Ontology annotation, molecular function: RNA-DNA hybrid ribonuclease activity; nucleic acid binding. The transcript is spliced from 4 exons. The coding region runs from base 1 to 2598 and encodes 865 amino acids.
AUGGCCUCUAUCUUACUGUGGAAUGCCAGAGGAAUUAAAAACAAACAAGAAGAAAUAAGAUAUAAGACCCUUAAAUCUAAUAACCCGGAUAAUUGUGGUGGUAUUGCGAUCAUAGUUAGAAACGGUAUUGAAUUUGAAGUCAUGGAAGACUGGAAAUUUAACUCGCCAAACAUAGAAGCUAUAGGUAUUAGUCUAAAAGGCACUACAAAUAAUUAUAAUCUUAUUGCAGUCUAUAGAAAACCUUACGGCGUUAACAAUAUUUCAAUCUGUAUGAGUUACGUAUGGAAUAUGAUGAGGGUUUUCAAAAACGUACAGAAAAAAAUUAAUUGGAACUCCUGGCAACACAAAAAUAGAGAGCAAGAGAUUAAAAACACUAUAGAUGAACUUGCCCCUCCGUGGGUGGAAGAAGAAAAUAGAAUCAAAUUGUUUAGUUACUCCACAGAAGAUAAUGAUAUGAACAAAGAAUUUAAUAUGGAUGAGUUUCAACGGGCGAUUCACAUGAUUAAACGAGACUCAGCUCCGGGCUUGGAUAGUAUUGAUUACCAGAUGUUGAAGAAUUUGCCUUUGGAAAAAUGCCCUGCGGGCAUCUCCAACUUUAUAAUUAAAUGGCUGGAGCCACGAUCGACAACUUUUAUAAUUAACAACCAAAAAGUAGUAGUUAGAAAAGUUUACAAGGGUUUACCACAGGGGGCUGUUUUGAGUCCCAUCUUAUACGCCUUGUACACAAACAAAUUAACGAAUAAUUUGGUUAGUGGAACGCAAGUAGUGCAAUUUGCCGACGAUAUAGCAAUAUAUGUGCAACACACCAGUAGACUGAAUAAUAGGCUUAAUUUGGAAACGGCGGUAAACAGAAUGGCUAGUAAUUUAGAGUUAUUGAAUCUCAGUUUGUCUCCGCAGAAGACAAAUUUAGUAGAAUUUUCCAAGUCAGGAUACCUCGAUAGACAACUUUAUAUCACAGUUAAAAAUACUAAAAUUUUCAAUAACCAAGGCGCCAGAUUUCUUGGAAUCUGGCUAGAUAAUAGAAUUGAUUUCAAUAAACAUAUUAUGGAUAUAAGAGGUAGAGUAAACAAAGCUAAUAAUUUAAUGAAAUACUUGAGUAAUGUUUCGAGAGGAAUAGAGGUAAACACUGCCCUAAUACUAUACAAAAGUUUGGUAAGAUCUGUCAUAGACUAUGGUUUGUUUAUUUAUUACCCCUGUCAGAAAUCUACUCAACUUAAAUUAGAGAGAUGCCAAUUCCUUGGGAUACGCACGGCUCUUGGCUAUCGAAACAGCACACCGAACAAUGUCAUUAUCGCGGAAUCCAAGGUUGUUCUGAUAAAAGAUAGAGCGAAAAUGCUCGCUAAAAACUUUUGUAGUAAGAUAUACAAGUAUGGUGAAAGUUCUGUCAGAUUAAGCUUGGAUGAUCUAAAAAGCAAGGAACUUUUUGCAAGAUAUAGAAAUCCGUCUUUUGUUAAAAGCAUUAUUGGCGAAGCAUGGGAUUAUAUAUGUCAAAUGCGUAAUAAAUUAGGAAAUAAAGAAGACAUUUUCGAAAUUUGGAAAUAUGAUUACAGAACGUUAACAGAUUCGAUAGCGAUAGAUUAUGAGGCCGGACUUUCUGUUAAAGCUACAGGAAAAAAGCGCAAGAAUAAUAUUAAUACCAUUAAAGGCUAUAAUGCCGCGGAUCGUAAUUUAAUCAGUACAAUUAAGAAUAAAUAUAACUUUAAUAAUAACUCAUGCGUAGUGUAUACUGAUGGAUCAAAGUCUCCGCAGGCUCAGUCAGUGGGCGCAGGUAUAGUUUUCGAGGAUCAAGAUGAAGGCUUAUACAUUAGCCUUCCAAAACAGUGUACAAUAUUCACAGCCGAAGCAAUGGCAAUUCUUUCUGCCAUGAAGAUUGCGGAAAGUAAGGCUGAUUCCUUUGAAAAUUUCAUUAUUCUUACGGACGCGAAAUCUGUUCUACAAGCCAUAAAUAAUAAUGUACUUAGCGUUUAUCAUAAUAAAUAUAUACUCGAAAUUAGAAGACUGCAUAGUCGUUUUAAAAACGUUUUGUCAAAAAAAAUAAUGUUCGUAUGGAUUCCUUCUCACUGUGGCAUAUCGGGUAACGAAAUCGCCGAUUGGCUAGCAAAAGCGGGCGCUGAUGAACCUGCGGACACUCUUAUUGAAGUUCCAAUUAGCGACUGUAGAAGUUUGUUUAGGGAGGAAGCAUGGAAUGACACACAAGUUAUAAUUGUCAGGGAAGCCUCAUUUAAAGGUGUUCAUUAUUUUAAAAACUAUUAUGAUAAAGAUAGUAAAAGUCCUUGGUUCCUCCCAUUUAAUGAAGAUAGAUAUUUUGUAACAAUGAUUAACCGUUUAAGAGCGAACCAUUACAAUUUAAACGCCUCUUUAGCCAGAAAAGGAUACAUAGAAGACGCUAGAUGUGUUUGUGGAUAUGAAGUCGAAGACUUUGAUCACGUGGUGUGGCGGUGCCAUCGAUACGAUGAAGCAAGAAUGAGAAUGGGAGACAUUCUACGUAGUAAAGAGCUGGAAGGAGUUGAAAGUAUAUCUGACAUGCUGAAGCGGGAAAAGUGGGAGAAGAUUAGAGUCAUAUUUAAUUUUAUCAAGAAAUUGGGAAGGAUUAUUUAA